AUGAUCCCGCCGCCGGACUCGCUGCUGCGGUACAACCCGCCGGUGCUUGUCAGCCGCCGCACGGAGAAGCGCUCGCCCGGGGCCCGGCCGCUGAAGGGGACCCUGUCGCCGCCCGCCCCGACUGGGCCCGUCCCGGCGCCGCCCCGCACGGCGGCCGCCGCCGCGGCCGUGAAGCAGCCGCAGGAGCUCCUCAACGCCAUCCUGCCGCCGCGGGAGUGGGAGGAGGAGAACCAGCGGUGGGUGCAGGAGGUGUCCAGCGCACCCAGCACCCGCCUGGACGUCGUCCACCUCCAGGAGCAGCUGGACCUGCGGCUGCAGCAGAGGCAGGCGCGGGAGACCGGUAUCUGCCCCGUGCGCAGGGAGCUCUACUCGCAGUGCUUCGAUGAAUUGAUCCGCGAAACUACAAUUAACUGUGCAGAGCGAGGACUGUUGCUCCUUCGAGUCAGGGAUGAAAUCCAAAUGACAAUUGCUGCUUAUCAGACGUUGUAUGAGAGCAGUGUUGCGUUUGGCAUGCGGAAGGCACUACAAGCUGAGCAAGGCAAAUCUGACAUGGAAAAAAGAAUUGCAGAGCUCGAAGAGGAAAAGCGGGAGUUGGAAAGACAAGUGAGUGAACAGAAAGCUAAAUGUGAAGCUACAGAAAAGCGUGAAAAUGAAAGGCGACAGAUAGAAGAGAAGAAACAUACUGAAGAGGUUCAGUUCCUGAAACGAACGAAUCAACAGCUGAAGGCCCAACUUGAAAGCAUCAUUGCACCAAAUAAGUAG
This is a messenger RNA of Gavia stellata (red-throated loon), 762 nucleotides long. It is a transcript of the gene DNALI1, whose product is annotated as dynein axonemal light intermediate chain 1. Gene Ontology annotation, molecular function: dynein heavy chain binding. The transcript is spliced from 6 exons. The record is from RefSeq and is a predicted model, not a curated record. Lineage: Eukaryota; Metazoa; Chordata; Aves; Gaviiformes; Gaviidae. Bases 1 to 762 code for a protein of 253 amino acids. Gene Ontology annotation, cellular component: filopodium; axoneme.